Messenger RNA from Malassezia japonica, 3885 nucleotides. It is a transcript of the gene DRS2, whose product is annotated as P-type phospholipid transporter. Gene Ontology annotation, cellular component: plasma membrane. The transcript has a single exon. Bases 1 to 3885 code for a protein of 1294 amino acids. Lineage: Eukaryota; Fungi; Basidiomycota; Malasseziomycetes; Malasseziales; Malasseziaceae. The record is from RefSeq and is a predicted model, not a curated record. Gene Ontology annotation, biological process: phospholipid translocation; post-Golgi vesicle-mediated transport; endocytic recycling. Gene Ontology annotation, molecular function: ATP hydrolysis activity; ATPase-coupled intramembrane lipid carrier activity; ATP binding.
AUGGACGACAUCGAGUCGCUCUUCUCGUCGCGGCCGUCGGCGCGCGCAGGCUACGGCCGCCCCGGCGCGCCCGACGAUGAGGAGCCAUCGCAUGUACUGUUCGGGCAGGACGAUAUGGAUUUGCUCGGCGACGAUGUGCCUGUGCAGCCGACGCGCACAACGGCGUCGCGUGGUUGGGACGACGACCUGACGCGCUCGUCGUCGCGCGCGGGUCCCUCCAAGACCGAGAGCCUCUUUGGCGACGAGCGCGCCGAGGCGUGGGAUGGCGGCUAUGAUGACGAGAUCCGCCUGCGUCCGAUGGGCUCGAGCAAGACGAUCGAGGCCGACGACGAGCCGGACGCGGAGUUUUACGCGCCGAGCACGAGCGCCCCCCGCCGGCGGCCGGCACGCGCCAAGCCGCCCCCGCCAGCGCCAAAAGGGCCGCCAUCGAUUGCGUCGAUGCUGCUACAGGAUGCACACUGGCAGAUCAAGUCGUUGCGGCAGCGCAUCGCGCGCCAGAUCCUCGCGCUUCAAGGCAAGAAUACCGCGCAGGCGAACCGCUCGAUCGCGCUGAAUGAUCCGCCGGUGAAUGCGGGCCACCUGCACUACAGCAGCAACCAGGUGAUGACGAACAAGUACAAUGUCGUCACGUUUCUCCCCCUCUUUCUGUUUGAGCAGUUUACCAAGUACGCCAACGUCUUUUUCCUGUUCAUCGGAUGCCUGCAGCAGAUUCCCGGCGUGUCUCCGACGAACCGCUGGACGACGCUUGUGCCGCUCGCGAUCGUGCUGCUGGCCAGUGCGCUGAAAGAAGUGUCGGAAGACUGGCGGCGGUACAAGGCCGACGCGGAAAUGAAUGCGCGCCUUGUCCCGGUGCUCGACGCAAAGAGCGAGACGUGGGUGCCCCGCGCAUGGCGCGACGUGUGCGUCGGCGACGUGGUCCGUGUCAAGCGCGACGAGUUCUUCCCCGCGGACCUCGUUUUGCUCAGCUCGUCCGAGCCGGAAGGCCUUGCGUACGUCGAGACGGCGAAUCUCGACGGCGAGACAAACCUCAAGGUGAAGCAGGCGCUGCCAGCGACGGCCAAGCUGCUUACCGCCGCAGCCGUGAGCCGUCUGCAAGGUACACUCGAGUGCGAGUCGCCGAACAACUCACUGUACACAUUUGACGGCACGCUCAAGCUUGCGGGCCGCCCCCCGCUGCCGGUCGGCCCCGACCAGAUGCUCCUGCGUGGCGCACAGCUGCGCAAUGCGCCGUGGGCGUACGGCCUUGCGGUCUUUACCGGGCACGAUACCAAGCUCUUGCAGAACGCGACGAGCACGCCGCUGAAGCGCACCAAGGUCGAGAAGCAGGUCAACUCGUUGAUUUUAUCGCUUUUCGUCCUGCUUAUUGCGCUCUCGAUCUUUUGCUCGAUCGGGGCGAUGCUUGCAGAGCGCAACUCGGCCACCACGGCCAUGUACCUGCGCCCCGACAUGGACGAGCGCGGCGGCGCACGCAAGUUUGUCGAGUCGGUGAUCACCUUUAUUAUUUUGUACAACAGUCUGAUCCCGAUUUCGCUGAUUGUGUCGAUGGACGUCGUCAAGUUCCAGCUCGCAUCGCUGAUCAACUCGGACCUGGAUAUGUACUACGAAAAGACGGAUACGCCCGCGCUGUGCCGCCGCUCAAACCUGGUCGAGGACCUGGGGCAGGUGGACUACAUCUUUAGCGACAAGACCGGCACGCUCACGCGCAACGAGAUGGAGUUUAAGCAGGCCAGCAUUGCCGGCGUCACGUUUGCCGACAGGCCCGCAGAAGUGCACGUCGACGACGAGUACCAAGGGAGCCGCCUAGUCGCCGGGCAGCGCACCUGGUCGCAGCUCCCCUCGAUCCUGAGCGACGACACGGACGGCCUGCGCGGUGCCUGCGACGAGUUCCUUACGAUCCUCGCCGUGUGCCAUACGGUGAUCCCCGAGCGCCGGGGCGACAAGGUAGUCUUUCAAGCCUCGUCCCCGGACGAAGCCGCGCUUGUCGCCGGCGCCGAGGCCCUGGGCUACCAGUUUGUCACGCGCAAGCCUCAGAGCGUGUAUGUCGACGUGCAUGGCACCACGCGCGAGUACGGCAUCCUGCAAGUGUGCGAGUUUAACUCGACACGCAAGCGCAUGUCGACCGUGGUGCGCCAGCCGAACGGGCGCAUCACGCUCUUUUGCAAAGGCGCCGACACGGUGAUCCUCCCGCGGCUCGCAGCCGGCCAGGCAUACACCGAUGCGACGCUUGCGCACCUCGAGGAGUACGCGGCCGAGGGCCUGCGUACGCUAUGCAUUGCCAAGAAGGAGCUGCGCGAGGAGGAGUACAAGGCGUGGGCCAAGACCUACGAAGAGGCCGCGGCGCGUCUCGACGGGCGUGCGGCUGCGCUCGACGAGGCGGCUGCGGCGAUCGAGACGGACCUGACACUCGUCGGUGCUACGGCGAUCGAGGACAAGCUGCAAGAAGGCGUGCCCGAGACGAUUGCCACGCUCCAGAGUGCUGGCAUCAAGGUGUGGGUGCUUACCGGCGACCGCCAGGAAACGGCGAUCAACAUUGGCUACUCGUGCCGCCUGAUUUCCGAGUCGAUGAGCCUGCUGAUUGUCAACGAGGCGACCGCCGCGGAUACAGCGGCCGUCAUUCGGCAGCAGCUCGACACCGUGCAAGGCCAGGCCGGCGAGGCGGUGCAGGAAGAGCUGGCGCUCGUCGUCGAAGGGCGGAGCUUGCAGCAUGCGCUGCAUGCGGACCUUGCGCCGCUCUUUCUCGAGCUUGCGUCGUCGUGCAAGGCGGUGGUGUGCUGCCGUGUGUCGCCGCUGCAGAAAGCGCUGGUCGUCGAGCUGGUCAAGGCGUACACGCCGUCGGUCCUGCUUGCGAUCGGCGACGGUGCAAACGACGUGGGGAUGAUCCAGGCGGCGCACAUUGGCGUCGGUAUCUCGGGCCUCGAAGGUCUCCAAGCCGCGCGCAGCGCCGACGUGGCCAUUGCGCAGUUCCGCUAUCUGAAGAAGCUGCUGCUCGUGCACGGCAACUGGAGCUAUGCGCGCCUGAGCAAGAUGGUCCUCUACUCGUUCUACAAGACCGUGACGCUGUACCUGACGCUCUUUUGGUUCUCGUUCUACAACCGCUUUUCCGGGCAGACGGCGUACGAGAGCUGGUCGCAGUCCUUUUACAAUGUCGUGUUUACCGUCAUGCCGACGCUCGUGCUGGGCAUCUUUGACCAGUACGUGAGCGCCGUGAUGCUGGAGCGGUAUCCCCAGCUGUACCGCCAGGCGUUCUUUACCGGGCGCGACAUUGGGGGGUGGAUGGUGAAUGCCGUGUACCACUCGAUCACCAACUUUUUCUUUGUCACGUACGCCUUUUACGAUACGACGAUGGAGCGCAGCGGCAUGCCGGGCUACCAGUGGAUCUGGGGCACGACGCUCUACUUUACCGUCCUGGUCACGGUGCUCGGCAAGGCGGCGAUCGUCUCAAAUCUGUGGACGCGCUACACGCUGAUGGCCAUCCCGGGCUCGUUUGGCGUGACGCUCGUCUUUUUUGUGGUGUUUGCAACGGUCGCACCCGCGCUCGGCGUCUCGCUCGAGUACUACCAGAUCGUGCCGCGCCUGUUGGGUCUCCCGCUGUUCUGGGUCCUGCUGGUGUUUGUGCCGAUAUUUUCGCUGCUGCGCGACAUGCUCUGGCGGUUCUGGCAGCGGACGUACAUGCCGCGGUCGUACCACAUUGUGCAAGAGAUGCAAAAGUACAACCUGCAAGAUAUCUACCCCCGCGCCGACGAGUUCCAGAAGAACAUUCGCAAGGUGCGGGCCGUGCAGCGUGUGCGCCGCUCGCGUGGCUAUGCCUUUUCACAGACCGAGGGCGACCAAGCGCAUCUCAUCCGGCAGUAUGACACGACGCAGGCGCGUCCCGAGGGUCUGUAG